AUGAAGAAAUAUUAUUCAUAGAGAUUCUUAAAUUUUAAAAUAUCUUAGAAGUGUCACAAUCAGAAAAAAAUCAAUCUAAUUGAUUUUGGGUAUAGGUUAGAAUUGUUAAAAAUAUUGAAGCAAAUAAAAAAAGCAAAGAAAAAAUUUCAUUUAUUAGAACAACUUUUAACAAACUCCUUUUGCAAAAUCUUGCAAAAGAAUAAAAUAAAAAAAUGA
This is a messenger RNA of Paramecium sonneborni, 216 nucleotides long. Lineage: Eukaryota; Ciliophora; Oligohymenophorea; Peniculida; Parameciidae. The record is from the annotation of a GenBank genome assembly.